This is a messenger RNA of Stegodyphus dumicola, 1649 nucleotides long. It is a transcript of the gene Nmd3, whose product is annotated as 60S ribosomal export protein NMD3. Gene Ontology annotation, molecular function: ribosomal large subunit binding. Lineage: Eukaryota; Metazoa; Arthropoda; Arachnida; Araneae; Eresidae. The record is from RefSeq and is a predicted model, not a curated record. Gene Ontology annotation, biological process: ribosomal large subunit export from nucleus. Gene Ontology annotation, cellular component: nucleus; cytoplasm.
AUGAAACCAGACGAUAAACCGCUGACCGCAUGGUUAUGUUUUUUUAAGUUAAGUGUGACGAAGUUGAUUAAACUUUAAAAUAUUCUCUCGAUAUAUACUACAUAAUGGAAUAUAUAACAGAUGAAGCACCUACGAAGAGUGUGGGCAAAAUAUUAUGUUGUCAGUGUGGAGCAGUUAUUGAGCCUAAUCCUGCCAAUAUGUGUGUACCUUGUAUACAAACUCGUGUAGAUAUAACUGAUGGAAUUCCUAAACAAGUUGUCAUUUAUUUCUGUAAAGGCUGCAAUAGAUAUUUACAACCUCCAGCUCAGUGGAUUUCAUGUGCCUUGGAAUCCAGAGAACUUUUAUCAUUUUGUUUAAAAAAAUUAAAAGGAUUAAAUCAGGUUAAUCUGGUUGAUGCUACCUUUGUAUGGACAGAGCCUCAUUCAAAACGCAUAAAAGUUAAACUAACAGUGCAAAAAGAAGUGUUUGGUGGAGCCAUCUUGCAACAAGUUUUUAUUGUUGAAUAUGUAGUCAAUACACACAUGUGUGAUGAUUGUCAUAAGAGUGAAUCGAAACAUUUUUGGAAGGCUGUUGUUCAAUUAAGACAAAGGGUGCAACACAAGAAAACCUUCUUUUAUUUAGAACAGUUAAUCCUAAAACAUAAUAUACAUAUAAACUGCAUUAAUAUAAAAACAACAAAUGAUGGCCUAGACUUUUUUUAUGGUAAAAGAGAUGAUGCUCGGAAACUUGUCGACUUUUUUACUGCAGUUGUACCUUGCAAGUAUGAGACUUCACAGCAAUUAAUUUCUCAUGAUGUUCACAACAACACUUAUGAUUAUAAAUUUACAUUUUCAGUAGAAAUAGUUCCAGUGUGCAAGAAUGAUGUGGUGUGCUUACCCAUUUCCUUAGCGCGGAUGUUAGGAAAUAUAGGACAAAUAUGUGUUUGUCACAGAGUAACAAACUCAAUCUACCUAAUUGAUCCUUGCACUCUUCAAACUGCUGAUGUUUCAAAUCAACAAUACUGGAGAACACCUUUUCAUGCUAUAGGCUCCUUAAAAGAAUUCACAGAAUAUACUGUAAUGGACACAGAAUAUAUUUUAGAUUCUGAGAGGCGAACAUUUGCUGGCCAAGGUCCAUUAUCUCAUAAGCAUGUAUUAGCAGACGCUUGGGUUGUACGUUCACGUGAACUUGGCCUAACAGAAGACUUCAUUCACACUCGUACACAUCUAGGCCAUAUAUUGAAACCUGGUGAUUCAGUUUUAGGGUUAGAUUUAUCAACUAUUAACAUAAAUAAUAAAGACUUCAAUAAGUUAAAUAAAGAAGCUCUUCCUGAUGUAAUCCUAGUGAAGAAGAUCUAUGGGGACAAAAACUCUAGGCAUAGGAAGAGAAAAUGGAAAUUAAAGCAUUUAGAUAUAGAAGCUGCUAGUGAAACUAGCAGCAUAGAGAGGGACUAUGUUGAUUUCCUUGAAGAUCUGGAAGAAGAUGUUGAAUACAGACAGAAUGUGAACAUAUAUAAAGAUCCUACAAAAUUAGCUGUAGAUUCUACUGAAAUAAAUGAUGAUGUUCCACAAAUCACGUUACAAGAUAUGCUAGAUGAUUUGACUUUAGAUGCAGACACAACUGGAGAAGAAGGAGGGCUAAUGCUUCAAUAAAAACUCUUUAUUAUGAAA